GCACGUACACGUGACGCGGAGAGAUGCACACAUGCUCAGAGCCGGCUGCCGGUGUCCCUCAGGUUGACGUUUUGCCGAGCUUCCCCGUGGCUGCUGUCAGACAAAGUCGAUAGGAAAUCCCGUGCUGCUCGCAAAUGGCCGCACCUUUGAAAGUAUGCAUUAUUGGCUCUGGAAAUUGGGGCUCUGCAAUUGCAAAAAUAAUUGGAAACAAUGUAAAGAAGAUUCAGAAAUUUGCCACAACAGUCAAUAUGUGGGUCUUUGAAGAACUGGUUAAUGGAAGGAAGCUAACUGAAAUUCUAAACCAAGAACAUGAGAAUGUUAAAUAUCUGCCAGGAUACAAACUGCCUGAAAAUGUGGUUGCGAUUCCAGACGUGAAGGAGGCUGUACGUGGUGCAGAUCUGUUAGUAUUUGUUGUACCCCAUCAAUUUAUCCGUAAACUGUGUGAUGAAAUAAUUGAUCAAGUGCCCCAGAAAGCUCUUGGCAUAAGUCUUAUAAAGGGAAUUGAUGAAGGUCCCGAAGGACUAAAAUUGAUCUCUGAAAUAAUCAGGGAGAAAAUGAAGAUUGAUGUUAGUGUAUUAAUGGGGGCCAAUAUAGCCAAUGAGGUUGCAGCGGAGAAAUUCUGUGAAACUACAAUAGGCAGCAAAAAUGUACAAAAUGGAAACCUUUUCAAAGAGCUUCUGCAAACAUCCAAUUUCCGGAUAAGUGUGGUGGAAGAUGCGGAUACUGUGGAACUGUGUGGAGCACUAAAGAACAUUGUUGCUGUUGGUGCUGGUUUCUGUGAUGGUCUUUGCUGUGGAGAUAACACUAAAGCUGCAGUGAUUCGCCUGGGCUUAAUGGAGAUGAUUGCGUUUGCCAAACUCUUUUGCAAAGGAACAGUGUCUGAGACAACAUUCUUGGAAAGUUGUGGUGUUGCAGACGUUAUUACAACUUGUUACGGUGGACGAAAUCGGAAGAUUGCAGAAGCUUUUGUAAAAACUGGAAAGACUAUUGAACAGUUGGAACAGGAGAUGUUGAAUGGCCAGAAACUCCAAGGUCCUCAGACUUCAGUGGAAGUGCAUCAGAUUCUCAAACAGAAGGGAAUGGUAGAUAAGUUUCCUUUGUUCACUGCAGUGUACCAGAUUUGCUAUGAAGGCAAGCCAGUGAAAGACUUGAUAGCCUGUCUGCAGAGUCACCCAGAACACAUGUAGAAUACUGAAUUACUUAGUGUUCCUCUUGCAUGGGGAUAGUAUGAAAUAAUCAAGUGUGGAUCACCAACUAGAAGAGAUCGUGCGCAACUAACUAUGAAGUAUACUGUGUGACACCAAUCGGUCAUAUCAGUAAGUGAGCCUGACCUUCAAUGGAGGUUCCAUUGUAUCGUCAGUUAAUGUUUGCAAUGUUGUGAUUAACUGAAGUAAAUUUACAGUUAAUGCCUUAGUGGGCAAGAGGCUUAAUGAGUGCCUGUUCAUGAUGGAAAUACAAUAGCAGCUGGAUUGCAUGCACAUUGGCAUGAUAUUCGGGUAAGCGUUUGUGCAUCAAUUAAUUUAGUUCUUAAAUGUUGGAUCAAGAUGCUCAUGAAAGUCUGUUGUCACUAAUUGUUUCGCUUUAUUACAGAAGAGUGCCCAAUUAUUAUAAAAUUCUUACUAAAAGGUUAAUUUUAUUAUUAAUAUGAUUUUCUGAAAAUCCAUUAUUUUAAGACAUUGUUGUCUGUUAUAAGCAUGUGAUGUUUACUAUAAUUAAUUGCACACCUUGCUUCUUCUAGGUUUUGGCAGAGAAGUGAACAAAACGCCAUUUAAAAAUCAAAUAGACUUUCUUAGAUCAAAACAAUUUAGUGAUAUCUUAUGUUGUUAAGUGACAAUGGAGUGUCUAUUCUUAAUGGUAGGACUUUGGCCAUGAACCCGAAGUUUGAGUUCAAGCCCCAGUCUAGAGACUUGGGCACACAAUCUAAGGUGACACUUCAGUGUAGUAUUGGGAGAAUGUUUACAUAUGCAAUUAUAGUUCAAAAACGUAAUUGGCUUUAAAACACUUCGGGACAUUCUAAGUCAUGAACAAUGUUAUGUCAGUGCAAGUUUUCCAUUUCUUCCACGUGGCAUUUCUGAGACUAUUGCCACAUGGUAUUUUGUAUUGUUCGUAGGCUGACCUGCUAAUCCACCAUGCUGUGUUCUUUUUUAAUUAAUGCAAGCUAGUGUCCUAAUUACAACUGUGGCCAGACAAGCAAUGGGAAGCUUGCAGGUGGUGUAUGAUAGUAGGGUGAAACCUCUAGCUGAUUAAAUUCCAGCACAUCCCACAUGCUUUGGGAAAUCUCUAAACCUUGACUCUGCCAAUCUACAGUUAAAUUCUUUUUGCUAUACUUUUGGUUUCUCUCAUUUACCUUCUUCCCUUUCUUCACUGUCUCCUUCUCUUGUAUUUCAUCACGGACUGGUUGAGAUUCACUUCACAAUCGCAUUUUAAAUUUGUUCAUCUUCUAUUCUCCACCUAUGUACUUUAUAUGUCAUUCUAUCUAUUUUCUUCUGUGUAUUUACCGUUCUAAUUUUAAAAAUAAUCUGUUCAUCUGAAAUAUAUUCUAGUCCUGAGGAAGAAAUUUUGGACCUGAAACAUUACUUCUGUUUGCUCUCAGAUGUUGUCUGUUCUGACUAUUUUCCAACCUUUAUUCUUUACUUUUAAUUUUCAGAUUUCUGACAUAUUUUGCUCUCUGCAAGGCACUCAGUGAGCAAUCCACACUGGAUAAGCAGAAACUCUAUUUGUAUACAUUUCUCAUGAACUUGAAUUCAAAACUCAAAACUAGUGACAGGCUUGAAAUAAAAGUUCUGAGAUCUCAACUGAAUGAUGAUGGGUUUUUAUAUAUGUCAUGCAUCAAACAAAAAAGGUACUCUGCUUUAUUCUCCAUUCACAUGUGAAGUAAAAAUGAUUUGUAAAUAAAUUGGAUCUCAUUACUGAUACAGGUGAGAAUUUUAAAUAUCCCAUCCUGGUCCCUCCCAACAAUAAAGGAUGAAGCUGACUUAGAGAUUGGUGUGGUGGAUGUUAAAUCUUGAACAUCUGAAAGAUGACUCCAACAUUCCCAUUUCUGGAUUUAUCAGAGACAGGAAGACUAGUCUGCUCAUAGGCAUGAGUUGACCAUUCCACUGCAUACCUAAGAUUUAGUUUUUACUUUAAAUUUCUCAAAGGCUGAUCAGCUUUCCUGGGAAGCCCAGUUGUUAAAGAAAGGCAAGGAGUGAUGGAUCCGGUUAAGUAAGUGGCCAUUCUCCCCACCAUAUCCCUCGUAUCCCUUACGUGAUCAAAGAACAUGAUGUCCAUCAGCCACAGAUUUCUAUUUUGGGUUUUCGGUAAUCCUUCCCCCCAGUCACACCCUGUAUAUCACUGUCCAUCUGAUCCACAUCCCCUGACUCAGCACCUCCCUUCCCUCUGCUCUGAGGCUACAGUCCAGUGCCACAGGCCUUUCUGUCCAGCUAGCCUGUCUGACUACCUCUUCACAUGACUGGCUCCAGCUGGAAAACCAAGACAAAAAUGUGGUCUGCAGAAAACCCAUCUUCCAGGUUUCCUGUGAAACUAACUCACUCUUACCUUCAAGUCAUGGUCAGGUCACUGCAUUUGAAUUGGUAGUUGAGUAACACCGGUUUACUUAUAAAGGUUCUGGACUCUUAAAGUUAUAAUAACACAAGUCACCCAACAGAAGUCAGGCAGUUAGACAGAUAAAUUUGCCCAGGUAACUUACCAACCUGGAUCUGCCACGUACCGACUUCCAAAUGUAUCCUCUUAUUUUGAGCAGGUGAUAGGGAGACCUGCUCAAACUGAUGAGACCUUCUUUUUAAAAAAUGCCCACCCCUCCCCAGCCCCACCACCAUGGAGGUAAUUUCUGCCACUGAACCCCGUUUCAAUGUUGCACCUGUUCUGUGCACAUUUGCAGUGUACACCUUACACAUGACACAAUGACAUAGAGGGUCUGGAACUGUGCGCACACAUGUUUUCAAGUGAAAAUGCAGGCCCUGGAGUUUUGGUGUCAGCAAACACUGCCCUUUUGAAAUGUAAAAACUGAAAGAACUGCAGAUGCUGUAAAUCAAAAAUAGAAAUUGCUUCAAAGCGUCAUUCAACUCAAAACUCUGAUUUCUCUCCACAGAUCCUGCCCUGCUGAGCUUUUCCAGCAAUUUCUAUUUUUGUCUUUUAAAAUGUAUAUUUGGUUCUGAGGGUAUCUUUGGGAGCUGACUGUAAUUUUACCUUGUUCCCUGAGCAGGAGAGUAAGAGAGAAUAAACUGCAGGUUUAGAUGACAAAGACAUACUUUACUAAAAACUUCUCCUGCAGGGGCGCUACUCUGUGCAUCACUAGGAUAGCAUGGGCCUCCCUUGUCAAUUUGUUCCCUCAUCAACUCUCACCACUACUAUCUAUCCAAAACUGGUUCAAAGAUAAAAUCAGCCCUCCAUUGUCUCUCAGUUUUACGCACUGAUUUAGGAUAUUUGUACUGGCACUUCACACUAUAACAACAGGUAUCUUGUUUACAUAGGGACGUCUAACUAUAAUACAUUAGCAGCUUUGAGUUAAGGCAUCUCUGCAACAAUCUGCUGGUCCUGUGGAAUUUGCUAGACUUUGUGCAGCUCAGGUUCCGCUGUACAUAACAACAGACAAAGAGCUUAUCCACUCUGGUGGCAGGGUAAAAAGACACAGCAAACCUGUCAGUAUUUAAAGGGGACAGUAAAAAGGUUUUGUUGAACUGAUUGUACACACCCAUUUCAGGAAGAGGGGGGUGAGAUAUGCUAAUUAUUGUGAGGAAGUUGAGUAGCUUGGAGACAGAUUUUUAAUUGCUGGACAGAUGGAAAUUGUGAUUGAUAUAUUUACUUGUUUGAAAAUUGCAAUUGGUGACUUCUGGCUGCAUAAUCUCCCCUGGUGCUUUGUACAGGCCAGUUGAGAUAUUGAGGAAACCCUCAUUAAAUUACUACUUUAUGAAAUCCUUUCAUUUUGAUUUAGUAUAAACCUCUUAGCACUGAGACCAAUGUAUUGUUCUAUGCAUUCAAACUAAAUUAUUUGAGGCAGAUCAGGCCUCAUUUUCUUGAAAACAAAUACACUACAUUGUUGGUGACUUCGUGCACCACGAUAUGAAAAGAUGCAGAUUGCAGCAGCUUUUCUACAUUUGUCUCAGGACUGCACUGGGGAGCAGACCAGUCUUUGCUUUAAAGGAGGCAGGUGGAAAAUGAGUUAUCAAGAACAAUACUUAAAAUACAACCAGGCUGACCAGGCCACCAAAUCUCACUCAGGAAAGUAAUUGUGUGAUUGGAGAUAGAAAAAAAAAUUGUACUAAUGGCAAAGGAGAAAAAAAAAGUUACACUGCUUCUUUUAAAAGAAAACUUAAUUUUGCCUAUCGCUCCUGCAGAGAGUUCACUGUUGCAUUUUCUGGAUUAAAAAUUGAUGAAGCCAAGAGACCGAUUGAUAUCUUUCCCACAUGGCCAUUAAUCAAGCUGAAUAUCAAUGAAUAUGAUAAUAGAGCAUUGUUGUUGAACCUAAUGUCAUCUGUACACAAUAUGUGUAUACAUCCAGUUUCAGCAGAGAUCACUAUUUAACUACCUCACUGAAUCAAGGGCUCUGAGACCGAUAUUUAGUGCCAACAGUGCGCUGAGGUCAGAGAAACUCCCUUCCAGACUCUACAAAGCCUGUACCAUCCACAAGGGAAAAAUCAGGAAUGUGAAUGGAAUGCUCUGCACUUGCUUGGAUGAAGUAGCUUCAGUAACACUUAAGAGAUUUAACACUAUUCCAUGCAAAGCGGCCUGUUUGAUUGGCACUCUAUCCACCACCUUAAAUGUCUCUCCCUUCAACACUGACAUACUGUGGCAGCAUUGUGUACCACCUAGAAAUUGCACUGCAGUUCCCCAAAGUUCCUUCAAUAGCACUUUGUAAACCUCUACCACCUAGAAGGACACAGCAAUGAAUGAAUGGGAACACUAACCUGCAAAUUCCCCAAGUGCCCCUUCUGAUCACUUUGACUUGAAACAGUAUUGCUGUUCCUUCAUUCUUGCUUGAUCACAGUCCUGAAGCUUCCUUCCCACCAGCACUGUUGGUGUAUCUACACCACAUGGACUGCAGUGGUUUAAUAAGGUGGCCAACACUGUUUCCUCAGGGAUAAUUAGGAAUGGGCAAUAGGUGCUGGCCUUGACAGUGAUGUUCAUGCCUUGUAAUCAAAUGAAAAUAAACUGGUGGCAAGCCAGAGUUCCUGCUUGCAUUCUGUAUUGAGGUAUAAAGGUAGAAGAGGAUGAAAGGCUGUAGAAACAGUGUGGUUAAAAGACCUCUGUGCAGGGAGAAACAGUUGACAUUUAUGUCAGUAUUUUGUCAGAACUGAAACUUUUUUGCAUAAAGCUUGUAAUACUUAUUUAAAACCUAAACUGUUUUAAAUGGCUUUUUAUUUGUUAAUUAAUACAAGAUCUGUAAAAUGGUCUUCUUUUAAAUUGUGGUAAUCAGAAAUGUUCAGACCUAAUUUUAUGAAGAGUAUGCUCUGAAAGAGUGACAAAUGUGUAUGGAAAGUGUGACCAAGUGGUCCCACUAGAGAAAAUUAAACACUGCCAAGGAAGGUGUGCAAUAAAUUAUUGAUACUGCUAUAAAUGUAAAGAAGUGAAAUUGUGAAAAAAAUGAAUUAGAAAUGAAAUGUUUUACAAAUGUAAUUUAUUAACUUUUUAACUCUGCAAGUGGAUGGAUGACUACAAUGUAAUUGUGUAAUAUUUCAUCACUUAUUGGAAUAUCAAACUUGCGCAUUAACAUUUUAAAAUAAAGAUUAAAAGUGUUCUGA
Messenger RNA from Rhincodon typus (whale shark), 6740 nucleotides. Its product is annotated as glycerol-3-phosphate dehydrogenase 1-like protein. NCBI's taxonomy places the organism in Eukaryota, Metazoa, Chordata, Chondrichthyes, Orectolobiformes, Rhincodontidae. The record is from RefSeq and is a predicted model, not a curated record. Bases 135 to 1187 code for a protein of 350 amino acids. The transcript has 8 exons. Gene Ontology annotation, biological process: glycerol-3-phosphate catabolic process; carbohydrate metabolic process. Gene Ontology annotation, molecular function: glycerol-3-phosphate dehydrogenase [NAD(P)+] activity; protein homodimerization activity; NAD binding. Gene Ontology annotation, cellular component: cytosol; glycerol-3-phosphate dehydrogenase (FAD) complex.